UCCUUGAGCGGAAGUUGCGUGACUUCAUUCAUCACGCCAGAGCCAGCGGCGCUGCGUGCUAAAGCUAGCCUGAAGAAGUUAACCCGUCCUCAGUAAAAUGUCUCACCCAACACCGAGCGAUAAACCGUCCAAACCCGAGAACCCCCGCGUUUUCCUCGAUGUUGACAUCGGAGGAGAAAGAGCCGGCAGGAUAGUCCUGGAGCUGUUUGCAGAUGUGACUCCCAGGACAGCAGCAAACUUCCUGGCGCUCUGCACCGGGGAGAAAGGCAUCGGCAAAUCCACCGGAAAACCUCUGCACUUCAAAGGAUGCCCCUUCCACAGAAUCAUCAAGAAAUUCAUGAUCCAAGGAGGAGACUUUUCAAACCACAACGGCACAGGCGGUGAAAGUAUCUACGGAGACAAGUUUGAGGAUGAGAACUUUCAUUACCAGCACGACAAAGUGGGUCUGCUGAGCAUGGCCAACGCGGGGCCCAACACCAACGGCUCUCAGUUCUUCAUCACGACGGUGCCCACGCCGCACCUGGAUGGGAAACACGUGGUGUUCGGACAGGUGCUGAAGGGAAUGGGAGUUGUUAAAAUGCUGGAGGCUGUUGAGACUGAAGAAGAUGCUCCUGUAGAGCCUUGUGUCAUCGCUGACUGUGGCGAGCAUAAGGACGGCGACAGCUGGGGCGCCCCAGCAGACGAUGGGACUGGAGAUGUGCACCCAGACUUCCCCGAGGACUCCGACGUCGACUUUAAAGACGUUGACAAAGUUCUGUCAGUUGCUGAAGACGUGAAGAAUAUUGGAAACAGCCUUUUUAAGAACCAGAACUGGAAAGCUGCAGUCAACAAAUAUAGUAAAGCCCUCAGGUACUUGGAGGUGGGAGGAGAUCACCUGGAGAAGGAGAGCCAGCAGAAGCUGGUGUCCACGACCCUCAGCUGCCAUCUCAACAUGGCUGCUUGUAAACUGAAGAUGCAGCUGUGGCAGGAAGCCGUGGACAGCUGUGACGAGGCUCUGGAGCUGAACCAGUCAAACCCGAAGGCUCUCUUCCGGAGGGCCCAGGCCUGGCAGGGCUUGAAGGAGAACGGCAAAGCCAUGGCGGAUCUGAAGAAAGCUCAGGAAGUCUCUCCAGAAGACAAAGCCAUCACCAACGAGAUGAAGAAAGUCCUCCAUAAGAUCCAGGAGGAGAAGGAGAGGGAGAAGAAAAUCUACGCCAAAAUGUUUGCCUGAAUCUGGAUGGUUUCUGCAGCUGCUGCAGCUUUUCUGAACUGAGCCAACAGACUCCCCUGAGCGCGAGCCGGAUCCCUCACCGCUGAUUUGAGACUCCGCUGCAUGUAACUGAGCAUUUGGGUUUGUUUAACGUUCAACACUGGCCUGUUCUGGAGUUUAGAUGUUUAGAAAGUGAAGUUGUUUUAUUUAUGCGUCUCACCGAGGUCAAUAAACAUCAGGUGCUUUUCUGUUA
This is a messenger RNA of Oryzias melastigma (Indian medaka), 1442 nucleotides long. RefSeq names its product peptidylprolyl isomerase D (gene ppid). The record is from RefSeq and is a predicted model, not a curated record. NCBI's taxonomy places the organism in Eukaryota, Metazoa, Chordata, Actinopteri, Beloniformes, Adrianichthyidae. Gene Ontology annotation, biological process: protein folding; protein peptidyl-prolyl isomerization. Gene Ontology annotation, molecular function: peptidyl-prolyl cis-trans isomerase activity; protein binding. The coding region runs from base 98 to 1210 and encodes 370 amino acids. The transcript has 10 exons.